AAGCACUUAUGCAGCGUAGGGCUGUUUUGUUGUUAUCGUGGCAUUUUUGUAAGUAAAGGCGCUGAUGUUUAUUUAACAACGUUGAAGUGAUAAAGAUAAAAUGUCUGAGUCCUCUAAAUCAAAAUCUUCUUUAAAUUUAAAUCCGUCACCUACUUUACAGUGCAAAGAUCUUCAUGAAUAUCUAAAAAGUCGUUCAGCACAGUUUUUAGAGACUUUAUAUAAUUAUCCUACGAUAUGUCUUGCUGUUUACCGAGAGUUGCCGGAGCUGGCCCGACACUUUGUGAUCAGACUGCUGUUUGUGGAGCAACCGGUACCACAGGCUGUCGUCACAUCAUGGGUGUCACAGACAUUUGCCAAGGAACAAGCCAAAGCUUGUGAGGCGUUAUCAGAGCUGUCAGUAUGGCAGGAGGCUCCUAUACCAGGAGGCAUGCCAGGCUGGAUGCUGGCACAGUCUUUCAAGAAGAAUCUCAAAGUUGCAUUACUUGGAGGUGGACGUGCCUGGAGCAUGUCGUCAUCAUUAGAGCCAGAUGGAAAGGCUCGGGAUGUGGCUUUCCUUGAUGCAUACGCUUUGGAGAGGUGGGAGUGUGUGCUGCACUACAUGGUGGGCAGCGCACAGACCGAGGGGAUCAGUGCUGAUGCUGUUAGGAUACUGCUGCAUGCUGGACUCAUGACCAGAGACGCAGAGGAUGGAUCAGCUGUUAUCACUCGCGCUGGAUUCCAGUUUUUACUCUUGAGCACAGCUAAACAAGUGUGGCUAUUUCUACAACAUUAUUUACAUACAGCAGAGAAACGGAGUUUGAGUGCAGCAGAGUGCCUCGCUUUCUUAUAUCAGCUCAGCUUUAGUACACUUGGCAAGGACUACAGCACUGAAGGAAUGAGUAACAACAUGCUGGUAUUCUUACAGCAUUUGAGAGAGUUUGGACUUGUUUAUCAGAGGAAGCGCAAAGCCGGUCGGUUCUACCCAACUCGUCUAGCACUGAACAUAGCGCAGGUUCGGGGAGUGGGCGCUACGCCGCUGGCUGCGCCGGCGCAGGCGCGCGGGUACAUCGUCGUGGAGACCAACUACAGGGUGUACGCCUACACACAGACCAACCUACAAGUCGCACUGCUGGGGUUAUUUACUGAGCUUAUGUACAGGUUUCCCAAUUUAGUGGUGGGGGUACUCACGCGGGAGUCAGUGCGGCAGGCGUUGCGCGGAGGUAUCACCGCCGAGCAAAUCAUACACUACCUCGAACAACACUCACAUCCACAGAUGUUAAAGUCAGAGACCGGCGGCAUCAGGACGACCUCAAUGCUCCCCCCCACGGUGGUGGACCAGAUCAAGUUGUGGGAGACGGAGCGGAACAGGUUCACCUACACCGAGGGAGUGGUCUACAACCAGUUCCUUUCACAGGCUGAUUUCGUGGUACUCCGCGACUACGCGAAGCAGCAGGGUGUAUUGACGUGGCAGAACGAGCGCUCCCGUACUAUGGUCGUCACCCGGCACGGACACGAUGACGUCAAGAAGUUCUGGAAACGAUACUCCAAGAGCUCCUAGACAUGCAUCAUAGAUACCUUGGGAAACAAAUGUACCUAACAGUCGCUUGACUGCGAACAUAAAAAAACAAAUUGUUGUACUUUUGGCAUGUGUAGUGUAUUACAAAAGUCCUGGUACAACUACAAAACAAGGUUUAGAUGUUGCCAACUGGCUGAAGUUAGUUAGGCAUCUAAUAAAAACUAAAUAUGCAUUAAACAAAUCGACAAUAAGUAAUUAAUAAACAUUGUGAAGUGAAUAAAUGUACUUGGUUCAUUCACAGAUUACAUGGGAUGAAAUAUUGCAAUAUCUUGAUUUUUUGUUGAUCGAAUUAGAAUGUGACUGCCUAUGUAUAUUUAUAUAUCCAAUUAGAACUUUUUCCUUAUUCUCACUCCCUUGAAGUCGUAUCCAAUUUGUUCUAGGACAAAAACUCAGAAUAUUUAUUUCAAAUAAACCUAUAGAAGGCCCUUUCCAACGACAAUAAAAAUAAAUAUAAAGUGUUAUUCCAUUGAAAGUCAAACAAAACAAAUACUUGGAUAUGGUGUGUCUGUUGGUCAGUCCUCUCUAUCCAAAGUGUAGAUUCCUAUUAAGCAGAUGGAGCAAGAAACUCUACAAUUAGUGUCAUCUUGCGCUUUUGUAAUUAUUUCGAAAUGUGAUCUAAUAGAUUAGAUAGUAAUGUUGUAAUGAAUGGAGUAUGGACGUUACUGUGAUGAGAUUUAUUAUUUUUAUUUGUAUAGAUCUCAUUGUAUGCGUGAAUAGGUCGGAUUUUAGCGCUGUGCGUUGUAUUCUACCUAAAUUUUGUAAAUAAACUUUUGUACAUUAAAACUUGAUUUUUUAUUUCUUAACGUUUAAAAUAACCUAGA
This is a messenger RNA of Spodoptera exigua (beet armyworm), 2376 nucleotides long. Lineage: Eukaryota; Metazoa; Arthropoda; Insecta; Lepidoptera; Noctuidae. The record is from the annotation of a GenBank genome assembly.